Scleropages formosus (Asian bonytongue) is the source of this 4219-nucleotide messenger RNA. RefSeq names its product disks large-associated protein 4-like. The transcript has 12 exons. NCBI's taxonomy places the organism in Eukaryota, Metazoa, Chordata, Actinopteri, Osteoglossiformes, Osteoglossidae. Gene Ontology annotation, cellular component: glutamatergic synapse; postsynaptic specialization. Gene Ontology annotation, molecular function: molecular adaptor activity. Gene Ontology annotation, biological process: signaling. Bases 462 to 3596 code for a protein of 1044 amino acids. The record is from RefSeq and is a predicted model, not a curated record.
GCCGCUCCGACUGGAUUCAUUACGAGGCGCCGCUGACGCACACGCAGAAGGCGCGCGGCCACGACACGCGGCCCUCCCGGUGGCGGAGCAGCGACGGACACCUAGAGCCGACAGCGGCGGUAACGGACGGAGCGCGGGCACAGCGCGUGCACAGCGCGGGCACAGCCGCGCGGACACGCGCACCGUGGACCUCCAUUCGGGUUGUCCGCGCGCUUCCGCACCACUCCACUCGGCGAGCGGUGUCCGCCCUCAGAUCGCCGUUCUGGACGCUCCGUCCGACUCCGAGGAGAAGGGAUAACAGGAACACGCAGGUAGACACACGCGCUCGCGCGGAAGACACAGGAGCGCUCCGUUUCUCCCCGGACCGCUGCAAUCCGACAAUGUGCUGCCAACGGGGGACCUGCCUGGGCUGUAGUCUCCCUCCAGCAGGGAUGAUGCUCUGAAGGGCAUACCCUGGCAUCAUGAAAGGGCUGGGAGCCAGUCGUAGCCGCCACCUGUCUGACUCCUGUGAUCCAUCGUCAGGGCCACCAGAGGCUAUGUAUCCUCUGACCACAGACCCCCGCAGCCCCUACCUCCUAAGCCCCACCAUGGACCAUUACGGUACCAUGGACCCCAACAGCUUUCCCCAACCCAGCCCCAGCUCCCUCCCUCCUGAGUGCAUGCUACCCUUGAACAACCAAAUGUCCAACAGUAGCACCUUCCCCCGCAUCCACUACAACUCUGACUUCUCACCCAGCUCCAUGCCUGGCAUCCCUACAGCAACCCUAGGCACCUCCAUGUCCAUGGGAAUGGGCAUGGGCAUGGGAAUGGGUGUGAGCAUGGGCAUGGGCUUGGGAGCACCCAUCAUCACCAGCGGCUCGGCCACCAUCUCAGCAGGCAGCAAAAUCAACCGGCUGCCGGCCAACCUGCUGGACCAGUUUGAGAAGCAGCUGCCUGUGCAGCGCGAUGGAUUCAGCACAUUGCAGUUCCACCGCAGCGGUGCAUCCAAGCAGCGCAGCGAUAGCCCCGGACGCAUCCGUUACCUGAUGCACUCCGUGCAGAAGCUGUUUGCGAAGUCGCAGUCCCUGGAGAGCUCCGUCAAGGGCAAUGUGAACGGGCGGCCAGGCAACGCAGGGGCCGACAGCAGCAAACAAAACCGCCGCAGCAAGAGCAAAGACAGGGCCAAGACGGAGGGCACCAAACAGCGACCCCGCACCAAUAUAUCGGGUUUCUGGGGGUCCGAGGACAACCUGGACAACGACACUGGCAGCUACCGUACCCCCAUGGCUUUGAUGACACUGGGCCGCCCUGUACCCGACAGCCAGGCAACCCUAAAGUACUUCCCACAGGGCUACAACACCAUCAGUGAGCACACACUGAAGGCCUCCAAGAGCAGCAACGACCUCAAACUGCCGGCCUGCCCACAGCUCUCCAUGCCCACGCAAGGGGAUGGUGCAGGCGAGGACAGCAAGCUCAUCAAGGGGGGCUCCUGGUCCACCUUGAAUCUCAACCAGUCCAAACUGGUGUGCCAGAAAGGCUCGGCCACCAUCGACAAGUCCCUUCUCAAGUCCAAGUCCUGCUACCAGGAGCUGACAUCCCGCUACCUGCAGGCAGGGGAAUGGAACAGCACCGUGGGCCGAAACCGGGGCUCUAGUGAGAUCCCGUGCCGACGCAUGCGGAGUGGCAGCUACGUGAAGGCCAUGGGGGAUUUGGAGGACAGCGAGGACUCCGAGGGCAGCCCCAAACCCUCGCCAAAAAGCGCCGCGCGCAGACAGAGUUACCUGAAGGCCACCCAGCAGUCCCUGAGCGAGCAGCUGCCACCACGCAACUGCCUGCCCUCUUUGAGUGAACUGCCCACCAACCGUUGCCUGAACAACCUGGACUGCAUUAGUGGGCCACCUAGCGCCAUCUUCCCUAACUGGGAUGAAGAAGACUUCACCCUGGGCUGCAACACGCUAAGCAAGAGUGGUUGUGACAGUCAGGUGCAGGAGACAGAGACGAGCGGGACACAAGAGGACACCUGUCCAAACUCACCGCUGCGCCGGACCAGUACUGAAGAGGUGGACGUGCUGGACCUUCCACUGCCCACCUGCUUCCGCUCUCGCUCCCACAGCUACCUGCGUGCCAUCCAGGCUGGCUGCUCGCAGGACGAGGACACAGCCUCCCUGGACUCCGACUCACCCCCUCCCACUGCCACCACUGUACGCACCUACAGCUCCAGCUCCAUCUCCACGUGUAUAACCACCUGCAAGAGGACGCCCCCCCCGGUGCCCCCUCGCAUCGCCUCCAAGCCCUACAUCUCGGUGACUGUGCAGAGCAGCACCGAGUCGGCGCAGGAUAACUACUUGGACAGCCAAGAACGCAAGAAUGAAACGCACUGCCAGCGCAGCAACUCCUCCGACAGUCUAAGCAGCUUGCAGCCUAGCGGUCCGGCCAAGGGCUGCUCUAUCCAGCCUGUCACCGUCCAGCCAGAGCCCCCUGCCCCCAGCAGCCCUCCCAAGGAGCUCCGGCACGAAACGUUGAAGACGCCUACGGACACCCUUGUAGCUGAAGAGCCCCAGGUCGACCCGGUGCCUAAGAGGAAGCUCUCAUCGUCAAUCGGCAUACAGGUGGACUGCAUCCUGCCGACCCAAAAGGAGGAAACGCCCCCCUUGACCAGGUUCCAGUCAAUCGGAGUUCAGGUGGAAGACGGCUGGCAACUCAGCCAGGCCAGCAGCAUGGCAUCCAAACAGGAAAUGGGCUCUGAUGUGCAGGACCUUCCCAAUUCUAAGUCCAUGGAGAAAAGCAUGGUUAACAGCACCAGUCUGCCGCUGGAGGGAGAGUCCACACCGCAAGCCCAGGGUCAUGGUGAGAGCGGAACCAAACGGCAGCUGACCAACCGCACAGCCACACGGAGCAGCUCCUCCUCCUUAGAAACCUUGGACCCAGCGCUGGACCCUUCAUCUCUGCCCCCGCCGGACCCUUGGUUGGAGAGCGGCAGCGGCAAUGGCAACGGAACUGGGCCUAUUGGCCCUCCUCAGACCGGUGGGCUCGCGUGCCGCCGGGACGGUCACUGGUUCCUGAAGCUGCUGCAGGCUGAGACUGCACGUAUGGAGGGAUGGUGUCAGCAGAUGGAGCAGGAGACCAAAGACAACCAGCUCUCUGAGGAGGUGCUGGGGAGGAUCCGUAGUGCAGUGGGCAGUGCGCAGCUCCUCAUGUCCCAGAAGUUCCAGCAGUUCCGAGGGUUGUGUGACCAAAACUUGAAUGUCACCGCUAACCCACGGCCCACUGCUCAGGACCUCGCUGGCUUCUGGGACUUACUCCAGCUCUCCAUUGAGGACAUUAGCAUGAAGUUUGAUGAACUCUACCAGCUCAAGUCCAAUGAUUGGCAGCUGGCAGACUCCACAGACAGGAAGGAGGAAAAGAAGCAGCCACCCCCAGUGCCAAAGAAACCCACCAAGGUCAAGCCGGUGGUGGGCCGUGACAAGGCCGCCGGUGGCGACUCGGACAAGCAGCGGCAGGAGGCCCGCAAAAGGCUGAUGGCAGCCAAGAGGGCUGCAUCGGUGCGGCAAAACUCUGCUACAGAGAGCGCUGAUAGCAUCGAAAUCUACGUCCCCGAGGCACAGACUCGUCUCUGAGUGCGAGACACACACAGGUGCUGGACCCUCGCAGGUGAACCAGCAGACCAGUACGUGUGCCGGUCCUGGCAGCAGAGUGGAUCAUGUGGAGCAUGACUCCAAAGGGAGGGUGCAUGGAGAAAAGCACUCUUUGUACUCAGCUGCCAUGGAAAACCUCAAGACUUUUAUUACUGUUGUUAUUAGUAUUAUUAUUAUUACUGUUCUAAUUGUAACUCUUACAACUCCUCUUGGACUGUUGCACAUGUUCUAGUAUCCUGACAAAGAUGUCCUCAACCACUUGGAUUUACAGCAUCAGCAUCUCCCCCACCUUUGGCCAUUCCCUCUCCUCCUCUCGCUCUUCACUGGUAUACCAGGCCGUACGGUGGGGAGAACACCGAUGGGCGCAUGUCCUCUCCUUCAGUCCGUCUUCCUACUUCCUUCAGCUCGUUACAUGCUGUUGGCCUGACCCUGAGGUCCAUCUCAUGACCUACAGAAACGUGGCCAUGUGGCAGAGGCCUGGCAGAAAUGACAGGCAGGCACACCAGACAGUGGAAGUUAGAUGGGAGUUUGUGGGGAAAUGUCACAACCCCUUUUCAGAUGAGGUCUGAGGAAGGCCUCUGUCCCAAGUGGCUUUUUUUUUUUUU